ACAAAUGCCUUGGCAGCGGGAAAGAGUGGAUGUGUUGCGCAUCUCCUCCUUUGACUUUUUUUUUUUCUUCUUUCGCCCAAGUGGCCAAGAUCGUCUUCUUACUGCCGCUGCUGGAGGAAGGAUUAUUACUGUGAUGAGAUUAUUGGGUGGAUCAGCUGUUUGGUGGUGGACGGAUGAGAUGCGCACUUGACCAGCAUCACUUCUCCACUCUCUCUCUUCCUUUCUUUUCUUUGCGUGCGUGCGUCCACUCUCUCAUUUGGAAGGACGCCAGCUUCAGCGGAACCUCGCAAGUUGGCGCCGAUAAAUUCUGACAUUGUCUGUCAAGCAUCAACUAAUCGAUUCUCAAAAGAGAGAGGAGGGGGGGAAAAAGAGAGAGGGGGAGACUCGGAAUUUUAACGAUCCCCCCUCUGCCUCCCCCCCCCUAAUGAAUAUGCAAUCGGGCACGUUUGGCUCGGCUCGGUCCAGCUUCACGCCUCGCUUUCUUUUUUUAAACAGCGGGAGCUGCAGCGGGGACUGAUUCUUGCUGAUUUCCUCUUUUUUUUUUGUCCAUGCAAGACCUGCAGUGGAAACAUGUCUGGCCACUUCCCUGAGAGGACCUCCGCUGUCAGAGAUGGCAUUCUGGUCCGGCACUGUCGCCUCUAAAGUGCCCCGGAAGAUCUUGUUCAUGUUCACCCUCUCCCUGUCCGUCACCUACCUGUUCUACAGCUUGAUGAGCUGCUACAACUCGCUACGGUUCCCGCUGCAAGACAACUUUGCCUACCAGGCUCGGUCGGCCGGCACCGAGGACACCACGCUAGUGAGGGAUCAACUUUACGCCACCUCGCCGGGCCUCGCCGAGGCUCGCUUCAGCACGGCGGUGUCCGUCGUGGACCGGGAGGCGGGCCAGGAGGAGGGCGGGGAUCAUGUCUGGACCGGGACCCAGCGGGCGUCCGCCACAGAGCCGACGCGCCUCCGGGCGGCCACGGAGGGCGAUCCGCGGCUUAACUGCACUUCGGAUUACGGCGAGAAGAAGCUGCCCCAAGCCAUCAUCAUUGGGGUGAAAAAAGGGGGCACCCGAGCCCUACUGGAGGCGCUCAGGGUGCACCCGGACGUGCGGGCAGUCGGGAACGAGCCGCACUUCUUUGACAGGAACUACGAGAAGGGUCUGGACUGGUAUAGAGACCUGAUGCCUUCAACGCUGGAGGGGCAGAUCACCAUGGAGAAGACCCCCAGUUACUUUGUGACCAACCAAGCCCCCAAGCGCAUCCACACCAUGGCCAGGGACAUCAAGCUCAUCAUCGUGGUGCGCAAUCCCGUCACCAGGGCCAUUUCGGACUACACGCAGACUCUGUCCAAGAAGGCCGAGAUCCCCACCUUCGAGGUUCUCGCUUUCAAAAACCGAACCCUGGGUCUGAUAGAUGCCUCGUGGAGCGCUUUGCGCAUUGGGAUAUAUGCACUGCACCUGGAAAGCUGGAUGCAGUACUUUCCUCUUUCCCAAAUGCACUUUGUCAGUGGCGAGAGGCUCAUUGUGGACCCCGCGGGCGAGAUGGCCAAAGUCCAGGACUUUUUGGGACUCAAGAGGAUCGUCACAGACAAACACUUUUACUUCAACAAGACGAAAGGCUUCCCUUGUCUGAAGAAGCCCGAGGACAGCAGCACUCCCCGCUGCCUGGGCAAGUCCAAAGGGAGAACUCACCCCAAAAUCGAGCCAGAUGUGAUUCGGCGACUGCACAAGUUCUAUAAGCCCUUUAAUAUGAUGUUCUACCAAAUGACAGGCCAGAAUUUUGAAUGGGAGAAACAAGAGGAAAGCAUAUCUCGAGGUUCUCUGGUCUAGCGGAACCCGUCGCCACCGCCAGCCUUCUACCAACUCGACGAAACAAAAACGCUCCUCAACUGCUCCGCGGUCGAAGGGCACGCUUGGACAUAAUCGCGGCACUUUCCAUUUGCUCCCCCUCUCAAAACUAAUGAUGAUGAUGAUGGAAGAUGACUACUGUACAUACCAAAACAUAAAAUAUAUUUAUAUUUGUGAA
This is a messenger RNA of Syngnathus typhle (broad-nosed pipefish), 2009 nucleotides long. It is a transcript of the gene hs3st4, whose product is annotated as heparan sulfate (glucosamine) 3-O-sulfotransferase 4. Gene Ontology annotation, molecular function: [heparan sulfate]-glucosamine 3-sulfotransferase activity. The record is from RefSeq and is a predicted model, not a curated record. The transcript has 2 exons. Bases 611 to 1813 code for a protein of 400 amino acids. NCBI's taxonomy places the organism in Eukaryota, Metazoa, Chordata, Actinopteri, Syngnathiformes, Syngnathidae.